Molecule: messenger RNA, 474 nt
Organism: Botrytis sinoallii
Lineage: Eukaryota; Fungi; Ascomycota; Leotiomycetes; Helotiales; Sclerotiniaceae
Exons: 2
Coding region: 1-474 (157 amino acids)
Source: RefSeq, a predicted model, not a curated record
AUGAAUCAAAGUAGUUGUAGUAGUAGUCGUAGUAGUCGUAGUAGUCGUAAUAGUCGUAGUCAUAGUAGUAGUAGUAGUAGUAGUAGUAGUAGUAGUAGUAGUAGUAGUAGUAGUAGUAUCUUCUCGAGAGUCUCAAGAGUCUCAAGCUCAAGGUCUGAAGGUCUCAAGAGAAGAGUCAAGAGAAGAGUCAAGAGAAGAGUCAAGAGAAGAGUCAAGAGAAGAGUCAAGAGAAGAGUCAAGAGAAGAGUCAAGAGAAGAGUCUCUCUGUCUCUCCAUCUCUCGAAUAGUCUCAACGUGUUUAUCAAAUCCCAAAGAGAAUCACACAGUCAAUGCGAUAAAAGUCAAUACUGCCCUAUCAAUACUAUGCCUGCUUUCUUUUGUAUAUUGAAGAAGGCGAUAGUAAGGAGGAUAAUGGAGCUAUCAACUUAUCUAUCGACAUAUUCACAUGGUGUUGCUUGGGAUUGCGUAGGCUAG